AUGAUCUUUGAAGCCCUCAGUAUACUCGUCAUCGGCGGCUUGAAGCUCACAGCUGUUGGUCUGGCGUUCAAAUGGAUGGCUCGAGGCACGCAUCACGUAUCGGCGGCACGCAUCACCGCUUCGACUGGCCUCUCAACAUACACCGCAAGCAUGGCAGAUGUCCCACAGACCUUCACGACCCUACCCAUACUCCCGCUCAGUGCAGCCCUGGACCCCGCUACGAAACCUCAGUUUCUGGAAGACUUGCGCUCCGCUUUGUUGAACGUGGGAUUCUUGUACCUAAGCGAAACGGGUCUGCCCGGGCAGUUGAUUCAAGAUGUGAUCAAGGAGUGCGGGCGAUUCUUCGAGGAAUUGCCGACACAAGAGAAGGAGAGGAUAGAAAUGAAGAACGAGAAGAGUUUCUUGGGCUGGAGUAGGCUCGACAACGAGACCACGGCAUUCAAUCCAGACCACAGAGAACAGCUCGAUCUUUCGACUCCACAUCCCAUACCAGGAUCCGACGCCCCACUGUACCACAAUCUUCUCGCACCAAACCAAUGGCCUUCGCCAGAGUAUCUACCGUCUUUUCGACCAGUGUAUGAGGACUACAUACGCCGCAUGUCGCACAUUUCCACGCUCUUCACAUCGUUGAUAGCGGAAGCUAUUGGACUUCCCUCUACUGCAUUUGAGAAAUUCUUCGAUCGCGACCAGCAGCACAAGCUGAAGAUAGUCAAGUACCCGGAGGUCGAUGUACCAGAUCUGCCAGCUGAAGCGAGCGAGAUGGAUCGCAAGAAGUGGGAGAUCAAGCGCCAGGGCGUAGGUCCGCAUAAAGAUAGUAUGCUGACGAGCUACUUAUUGCAAGCUUCCAAUCAACUUGGUCUGCAAGCGCAAAACGCAAAGGGUGAAUGGAUAGACUGCAAACCGAUACCUGGCACUCUUGUCGUGGCAAUCGGCCAAGGUAUGGAGGCUCUGACGGAUGGUGUCUGCGCAUCAACCACGCAUCGUGUCCUCAGUCCACGCAAAGGCGAAGGCGCGCGCUACUCCGUGCCCUUCUUCCAAGGCGUGAGCUACGACGCCCAAUUCGAAGCAAUGGACGUCCCUGAAGAAGUACUAAAGCUCAGGGACCAGGCGAGGAAGCAGCGCAAAGACGACGUCGAGUUUACGUUUGUCAAAGGCAGAUGGGGACAUCUCGGCGAGGCAACGCUGAUGAACAGGAUCAAGAGUCAUCCUGACGUUGGCGAACGAUGGUAUCCCAGAGAGCUACAGCUGAUACGCGCGCAACAGGCAGCCGCAGCAAAAGCAUCAUCAUGA
Messenger RNA from Alternaria burnsii, 1290 nucleotides. RefSeq names its product clavaminate synthase-like protein. The coding region runs from base 1 to 1290 and encodes 429 amino acids. NCBI's taxonomy places the organism in Eukaryota, Fungi, Ascomycota, Dothideomycetes, Pleosporales, Pleosporaceae. The record is from RefSeq and is a predicted model, not a curated record. The transcript is spliced from 3 exons. Gene Ontology annotation, molecular function: dioxygenase activity.